Messenger RNA from Daucus carota subsp. sativus, 3699 nucleotides. RefSeq lists its product as hypothetical. The transcript is spliced from 6 exons. NCBI's taxonomy places the organism in Eukaryota, Viridiplantae, Streptophyta, Magnoliopsida, Apiales, Apiaceae. The record is from RefSeq and is a predicted model, not a curated record. The coding region runs from base 193 to 1284 and encodes 363 amino acids. Gene Ontology annotation, biological process: asymmetric cell division.
ACGUCGAACUCUGAAUUUGACGCUCGGAGAAAUCGAACUCGAAGUCUCUAAUUUCGAAUACUUUUCGUUAAAAUGAUUGUAGUUUGAAAGGGGAAUUUCCCUCCACAAAACAUAAAAACCAACUCGAAGUACAAAUGUCAAAUUUGCGUCGAAAGAAAAUCCCUAGUUAGUUUGAAAAGUGAAUCACUGAGUAUGUGGCAACUUCUACUCGCCGCAGCGCUAGCAGGAUCCGGGUUGUUCGUUAAGCGCCUCCGUGAUUCCAAUUCUUCGAAAACUCAUUCCGAUUCUUCCUCCAAACCGGCUGUCCAGAUUUCGGAAUGCGAGAAAUCAUCCAUUUUCAGGUUUUCUAGCGCCGAUGAGUCUCCGGUAAAGACAUCGAAAAAAUCGAGAAAGAAAUCGGGCUUUGUGUCCCGCGGUGGAGGUAACGAUGGGAAUGAGAAGCGCGGGGUUGGAGGAUUAGGGUUGGUGGUGGAUUUGAGCAAGAGUAGAAGGAGACUUGUUGUUUGCUUCAACAAUAAGAAGAAGAGAUCAGCUUGUAGAGAUGAGAGUGCACAAUGUCCUCCUAAAGCCUCAGCUGGCUCAUCAUUCGCUUUGGGAUUUGGUGCGGGAUUAAUGUGCAUGAUGUCAGCCAAAUCUGAGAUUAGUAGGCUGAACUCUGUGAUUGAUGAGACUACAAAAGUUGUUCAACAAUUAAAAACUGAGGUUGCUAGCAAGAAAACAGCUCGUCAUCCUGAUAUUUCUUUUUUGGGAGCUGAUGGGAAUGCUAAUAUGAAGAAAAGUAGAAAAAGUUGUUCUCAAUUAUUACUCGAUAAAACAAGCAGUGGAAACAUACUUAAUAGCAGACCUGGUAGCUCUUCUCGAAGUAAUGAAGGUGAAUGUGGAAGUAGUUGUCUUACUGAAGAUUUUCAAUCAGGACUUUUGAUGGAUCAGCUGGAAGCAGAACUUCAAUCAGAACUCCAGAAGCUGCCUUGGUGCACUGCAGAAGCUUCUGUCCCUGAAAGAGGUUCAGAUUAUUUUGAGACUGAAGUUACAACUGAAGAGUUUGACAAACUAGACAACCCAGAUUUGAUAACCUAUGAAGAUAACAGGGUGCUUCCAUCUGAACUGGAUCAGAAAUUACGCCUCCUGCUCCUUGAACAGCAGGAAAGUCAAAUUGCCGAGUUGGAGUCUGAGCUGCAGCAAUCGCAUUCCGAACUUAAUGACAAAGAACUUGAACUCCAGACAUUAAAGGACUGCAUUAGACACCUCACUGAAGUCUCUAUAGAUGGUGAAAUAGAAGCCUGAGAAAAAUUAGUAGGAGAGCAUCAUGGGACCUGAAUCAGAGAAGUUAGGGCCGGCAUCAAAAGGACAAUGGCCAGUGAAAAUUACAUAUAGCUGCUGCACUAAAUGAAUGGUACAGCCAUGUUUUGUUUACUAACAAGUGGUUAUAACGAGUAGGCAGGGUUGAAUCACAGGAUUACAUAAAACUAUGAGAUGCGUGGCCAUUUUAUAUGAAAAAAGAAAAGAUUACCACUCAUGUUCGCAAUUUGGCUGUUUUUGGCUAGCACUAAUGUAGGAUCAUAUUUUGGAUGAUUCCAAUAUAUCCACUUGAGUAUUUGACAUAUCGUUUUAUUGUUUGAACUAGAAAUUUUCAUAUAGUACUGCCACUGCAACUGUUGCUGCUGCACACUACACUGCACACUCUUCAUGCAAGAAUAUUUUUCUGUAAUUUCAUAUUUUGUUGAUUUAAAUAAAUUUAUUACUGGGACCAGGUAGCAAUUAGACAAUGAAAGACCAUGGUAGUAAAUUAAACCAUUAAUAGUGGUUAGCUGUUUUAUAGGACCCAAUUUUUUUGACAAUAAGCUCGUCCAUGUGGUGUCCAUAGGUUACAACAGAGACGAUUGAAUGCCCAAAGGCGCGGCCAAGUUUAUUAAGCAAUACAAUCCACAUACUUGAAGAGUUUAUACAUGUUUACAUGUGCAUUAUACACUUUCGGCAUACAAUGUGAAUUCAAAACUUAAUACACUUUCAAAGAUCUUAUGAGAUUGUAGAUCUUGUAGGGUACUUUGAGGUAUAUAUGAUCAUACAUUUAUGUGUAUGUAUAUCAAAACAUCAAUGCUCCCUUCAAUCAGAAUGAGUGAAUUUAGGCGAGAAGGAUAUGGUGACAAAAAUUAACUAGGCGAGAAUAAAUGGAAUCUGUAAAAGUUCAUAACUCUCUUCAUUUACUGCAUUUUAUUUACCCAAGCUUAAAUUAGAGUUCUGAUUCUGUUAAUUUAGGAUGAAUGGUCAUCCUCUUACUAUGUCAUUUCUUCGAUCUUUCUUCUACUUUGCUCCAGCAUAUCUAGUUUUGUUAGCUUCUCAUCAUGUUCAACUAUUUGUUUUCUUUCUCUGAGAUAGAACGCUACAGAGAAAUGAUAGAUCUACCUUCUUUUUUAUGGAUAUCAAGUGUUACAAAUAUAUGGUAGUAUCUGUUAUUUAAAGCUUUAGUAUUUAAAUGGGUCGUGUCUUUUUCUAUCUUGAAGUAAAUAAUUAAAUUCUCAACCAUAAGAAAUUAAUUCCAACAGCACAGAUCAUGAAAGUUCCUUACAAGACGCUAUUAAUUGUACCUCACCUAGAAUGGCCAAGGCUGUCAUCUUUUGGGAUUAAUAAGAUCAACAUAUACCCACCGGACCAAUUUAUACUGCAUUAUUCAGUAUUAAUUUUGUCAUGCUUAAAUGGAGGGCUAUGAAUCUUGAAGCAACAGAACAGUGGCACCAAGAGGAAUGUUAUAGAAUAAAUAUAUUACAGAUUGUUAAAUUAUUAUAUAUAUUUUUAAAGCUGAGAUUUAUUUACAGUAACAUUGCUCCGAAAUUGUGAUAGAGAGGAUAAACACGCAUUACUUGCAGAAUUAGCUUUGAUGAGACUUUAUAUCUAAGUUGGAGAGAUUUACAUAUAUAGAAAGUGAGUUCUGUUAACUUAUAGACGGUGUACGAUAAUCCAGUGUUGUAAACUCGAUUCAAAUAUAGCUGUACCGAUAGAGACAGCUUUAUCUGUCAACAUGCUAGCUUCAUUAUGAUUCUACGCGUAUAAAUAUCAACUCUGAUCAUGCCAUGCUUCUGUCAAUCUUCCCUUGUCCUCUCUUUAUAACCCGAGCUCUGGAAGGCAGCUAAAAGUGCAGUGAUCUGUUAGAAAGACUCAUGGCGCUCAAGAGAGGUAGCAGCAGCAGCAAUCUUGUUCUUCUUUGCAUUUUCCUCGCGCUGUUUGCAAUCCCCUGUUUCGCAAAAGGGAAAGUGGAUGCAGAAGGAAUUGAUACAGAAAUAUACGAGAUAGAUUACAGAGGACCUGAAACUCACACAUACACUCUUCCUCCUCCAAGCAAAGGUCGUGCCGGAGCACAUAGUAAAUCUAAAGGCCCGGUGACUGCACGCAGAACUGGACCAAGUGCUAAAAAGAUUUAUGGAUGAAGCUGUACGUGCAAUGGACUUGGAAUUCCAGACUUGCAGUAUUAAAGUUGAUUUAUUCAUUUAUAUUGGAUAUGCAGUUUAAAAUGUGGAUUGAUCGACUUAUGUGAUCCACCAAGAGUCAUAGCAGUGCCCUUGUAUGGCAGAGACCCAAGCUUUGCUGGUCUGUAUAAAAAAAAUGUGUAAUGUGUAUUUAAUUGCGAUAUUUGAAUAUGGCUUAAUAUUGUUGCUUUCGUGUUUCUGCUGUAAAUUCAAUGGGUAUGAGAAAUAUUUUCAUCGA